Tachysurus vachellii is the source of this 4259-nucleotide messenger RNA. RefSeq lists its product as uncharacterized. NCBI's taxonomy places the organism in Eukaryota, Metazoa, Chordata, Actinopteri, Siluriformes, Bagridae. The record is from RefSeq and is a predicted model, not a curated record. The transcript has 2 exons. Bases 1159 to 3768 code for a protein of 869 amino acids.
AACUGCCAAAAGAUUAAAUAUGUGGCACACAUACUUUGUUUUAGUUUUAAGCAGCAAAGGACCACACGGUCACAAGAGAGGCCAAAUUAGUUCUGCAAUGUUUAUCCACGAGAUUAUGCAGAUAUUUGCACAAGAUAUAUCCAGUGCCUGCCUACGAUGUGAGGCCAAUUGUCAUUUGCUACCAUGGUAACCGAGUGGAAGGCUUUUGCUUGAGCGCUGUGCUGGAUUCUGCAGGUUUUGAGACACGAGCAACAAAAGUGAUCGAAACCACACUGAGAUGAAAAUGACUAAAAUCAGGUGAAAGAAGCAAGGGGCAAAAAAAGUCCUGAUAAGUACGAAAGCCCUGAAGCAGCAUCAGUACUUGGGGGAGGGGAAUCAGUGAUUGAGAGAGUCAGAGAGAGAGUGUGUGAGAGGAGGGAGCUGGAAAGAGAGAGAGAGAGAGAGAGAGAGAGAUGGUGUGGAAAUAAGAGGCCGUCAGUGUUUCUCUAUAAAAUAGGAUGAUAUUCUGAAGACCGAGUUCUCAUUCUUGAAUGUGGACUAUACUCGCGUUUCCUGGACAGUUUUUACGCUCGGACCAAGGAAGCAUGAGAAACUGGGGCUGUCCAUCUGUCCUUGGCAGUGAUGCUAUGAUUUCUGGAUGGGGGAUUCUCAUCCCCACUAAUAGAAGUGAUGGAAAUGAUUAUCACUACGAAGGGGCAAAGUAGGCAGAGACUCCAAUUUAGCCAAAUUUGGAUCAGCAGUGAGUUUUUUUUUAUCUUGUUACACAUUUCUUUUUAACAUUCAAACAACUAAACAUACUGUAAAGGUAUGGUGAACGCGUCACAAAUAUCAGCUCUGUUUGCCGAUCAAAGCAGAUGGUGAAUAGGUAAUACAGAGCGCAGUGAAGGGAUGUGCAGUGAAGAGAGGUACACAUCUAUUUAUAUCGAUUUCCAAAGAUACGGUCUUGCACUUACCUGAGUGUGAUUCUGUCUAUUUCAAGAAGUUGCUUGCACUUCUACCUUUAAUUACUGCUGUAAUGUACAAAGUUAUGGAUGUUGUUUUUUUUUUGAAGUAGUGAAAAUGACUUGACACGCAAAACCUGUGACUUGGAAAUUUUUAAACCAUAAACAUUUUUUCUGUGGAAGCUUAUUUUGAAAUUGUUUGCAUUUUUUUUCUACAAUGGGCAAAACACUGAGUCGACCAGGUUGCCUGCGCCAGAGUCCUUGUUGCUCAAAGAAAAAUGACAGAGAAGGCUACAAUGAAGAUGGAUAUAUCCCUCAACGCUCCAUCUAUGAUACAAUGUGCAUCAAUGAGCAGAUUGACCAUAGCUCAGCACACAGCACUUUGGGGUCGAGGAGAGGUCGUGAGACUGAUUUCUCCAGUAAUGGCUCCCUGGGUGGAGACAUGUUUGACACCAGAUCUUCUGUGAUUCUAUCUGGUGGAAGAAGACUGGACGAGCGGUUCAUUUUUGACUCGCUGAAACUGGCUAAUGAUGAACUAAGAUCACCGGGAGGGUUUGUUAGGUCAGCUUCCCCAAGCGUUUCAUGUUCUUCAGCACCUGGUGGGUCAAUGAACAAGAGGCAUCUCCAUCAGGAUAAUGGUAAGAAGGACAGUCUGUGUCGGCACUCGUGGAAGGUUCUUACGCCUCCCAAGUUUCCUGAGCCUUUGGAGCUUUCUCCAGGAGAAAAGAACUUCUUAAAUCCAGGAGUGGCGUUCUUUCCAAGCAGCAUAGCCUCUCCACAGAUAUCCCCAUUUUCUGGAUCCCCCUUCUCAACUGGCACACACACUCCAUCUGUCUUUUUUUCCCCUUCUCCCCUUCCUUACAGUCAGCAAUUCCACAGACAGUCUUUGCCUACUCAGCCCUCAUCUCCGAGACCACCUCUUUCUGAACUAUCAGUUAGUGCUCUCAUGGGUGGCCAAGAUAUACACAAGGUAAUUGAGAAAGAGCAGGAGAUAAGGGGACAUGAGAAUGUCAUAAAAGGGCAGAGACAUUUUGAGACUUUUAAACCCAAGCCUAUUGAGCCCAUCAAUGAGCAACAGCCCUCCACACCAGAACCUGAACAUGAUACUGCACCUCUUUUGCACCCUGUGGUUCCUAAAGUGUCAACAAUCUGCAAAACUUCAAUGGAGUCUACCUGGCCACGGAGGCUCAUUGGUAGGAGGAGGACAGUGAGACAAGGUGGGGCAGUUCACAACCUUCCCAUUCUUCCUCCAUUGCCCUCUCUGCUCAUAAGGAGUGUCUCAGAUAAAAAGCCAACACCCCGACUUUCCCCCUUUCUUGAGCACCAAGGAAAAGUGGAGGGACAUCUCAGUAAAUCUAUGCUAAAAAACGAACUGAAGGAUUGUUCUUUGCAAGACUGGAAGAUUUUGAGGGAAAUAGAAGAGCGUAAAGCUGGAUCAACUAAAUAUGAUCUACAAACUAUGGAAUUCAUGGAGGACUCCGGUAAAAUGUCACCUCUUCAAGAGAAACCUGAGGAAAGUGUUGAUGAAAAUGUCACAUCUGAAUGUGAGGUUGAAAACUGGGAGGCUGUGCUUGAGAUGGUCAACUCGCUUUGGGAUGAAACAUGGAAAGACUCAGAUUCCCAGAAUUUAGGCUCUUUGAGACACUGGCCACUCUUGAAUCCUCCUUCAGGUUUUGGUGGCUCACAGGCUCCCUCUGGUACAAGUUCAGAGUUAGGAGCUGAAGAUCUACUGGAGCUUGAAAGGAUAUGUAGAGAGGACUCUAUAGAUUCUGAGCUCAGUGACCUACUCCACUCACAGUCUGAAUCACAGCUCAAUGAAUACAAAAGCAAUGUUAUUGUCACACAACCAAUGGGACAUCUUCAUCAAACUAGCAUUCCAACCGUACUGGAUCUUGGUACUGUUGGGGCUCAACUGAAAAAUAAUGAUGCUCAAUCACCAGAUUCCAAUCUUACUUUGGACUCAGACUCCAGUGGGGUUUUUAUGUCUAAUACCAGCCAGACCAGUAAAGAGGACAUUAACUAUGAUGGUGACAGAUCUGUGUAUCAAUUAGAAAUGGCAAUUGCGGCUUUACCUCAUAAAGGACACAAUGAUCAAGCUAUUGCAAGAGUGACUGGGGCAUCUAAACCAGAAAUAAUUGACCGUAAAUGUUCAACUCUUGACAGAAAGCAAACAUCUGUCACCACAGAUUUAAGCAAAGCCAUUCAUUUGAAAAAAGUUCAAACCAAAGGCAUAAACAGUUCCAAAUCCAUGGACAGUGGAUCUCUGGGGCAAGAGAUCUGUAACACUGUGAGGACAUCAAAGACUGAUGUCCUUUUACCCCUGACUCCUUCAAAACAUGAUAUCAGAGGAACUUUACUGGAUAGUGGUGAUUUGGAUCCCUUUGUUGCAACCGACAGCUUUGUCUAUCUCGCAGUUUCAGUCCUGCCACCUCCCCAAACCAAGCGCCCCAUUCCACAUCAGGAAGGUGUAUCCAUUCCAACUGGAAAAGAGCCCUUACUCCCUGCCUCCAUUCCAAAACCAGGCCCUUAUCCUGAUGAGUGUGAUUUCCUUUCCACUGACAGUUUUGUUUACCUGGCUGCCCCAGAUUGUCACCUGCUGGUUGCCGAAGGUCAUUCUGUAUAUGAUUCAAAGGACUCUGAUUCUGAGGACAGUGGCUCUAGAGCAGACUUUGUCCAAGCCUCCACAGUUGGAGACAGUGACUGGGACUCUGAUCUGACCGAUUCGGAUCAUGAAUGGGACCUCUGGGAAGAGCUGGAACAGGAAGUCCUUCAGGGGCUUUUCUGCGAAGACCAAUCUGAAAUGGACAAAGAGUGCCAUGACAAGUAAGCAUGGCAGAUUUCUUGCCAGCGUGCAGAGUUGGCUGCUAAUGUUGAGCAGGAUAAUGCUGGGGUGUCUUCACAGUACACGCAGGGGGCAGAGCCACACAUGGAGAUAGAAUCUUUGUCCAAACAACUCUGCUCACAAAGACAAAACAGAUGCACUCAUUUUAGAAACUUGACCUCUUGGUAAUGAUUGGGUAAUAUUAAUCAGGGAAAGAAGUGUUUUAAAAUCCACCCCUGGACAAGCACAUUAUAGGUCUCCUAUUUAAGCAGUAAUUGUACUAUCUAGACCUAUGUGAUUGUGAGUUGCUUAGAUUUAUUAGCUUGAUAAUUUUGUUGCUUAUGUGGAUCAUAUUUAACUGAACAAUUUAUAGUGGCAGUUUUUAUGUGAUUAUUAUUAUGAUAUUUACUAUAAGGGUUUUCAUCAGAGGGUUUUAAAAUUGUUCCAAGCUCAAAAUCAGUGCAAUAUAAAAACAAUACUAUAUUUGCUAUAUAUAG